Messenger RNA from Pogonomyrmex barbatus (red harvester ant), 1667 nucleotides. RefSeq names its product arginine kinase. Gene Ontology annotation, molecular function: creatine kinase activity. NCBI's taxonomy places the organism in Eukaryota, Metazoa, Arthropoda, Insecta, Hymenoptera, Formicidae. The record is from RefSeq and is a predicted model, not a curated record. Gene Ontology annotation, biological process: phosphocreatine biosynthetic process.
UUACUCGCUUUUUCUCAUCAACGCCAACGGUUGUUAACCCGGCUGUUCUUUCAAUCGCCACCGCUGCUGACUCGGCUGAGAUGUACAGUGCCUGGAGGUGAUAUCUACUCAGCCCGGCGGGACGUGAGCGAGCCUGAGAUCCUGGCCACCCUGGAACGAUGUUUCCGAUUGCUGGCGGGCAAUCGGCGACCAUCGUUACCGAAGACGCCGUCGAACGCCGGUACACUAGUCGCUCGUUACCUGAAACGACCUGUAUUCGAUUUGAUCAAGCACCGUGUGACUCGCAUGGAUCACAAUCUCUUUGACGUGAUCUGGCCUGCCCUGAAAAGGUACGGUACCAUCACGGGCAACGGCAGCAAGGCCAACAGCGCCCGCUCGAACACCAGCUUUAUCGCGGACGAGGACCACGGUUACGGCGCGGUCGCGCCCGACUUUGAGAGCUACGUCGUCUUCACCGAGUUCUUCGACCCCUUCAUUCGGGAGCUGCACUGCGUUACCGCGAGUGGCGAUCUACCGGACCAUCCGGCACCGCGGUUCUUCAGUGUCGAGGCCGAGGAGGGCGAGGAGGCCCCGCCGGACGAGGCGAUCGUCACCGCCAUUGAACAAUACGAUCUGGAUCCGACCACCAAAUUCAUCCAAGCUGGUAUUGUCGAGUGCACCCGAAAUCUGGCCAACUACAGCUUGCCGUUGACGUUGACGGUGAAUCAGUUAGAGGAGGUCGAGAGAGAGAUCACCAAUCAACUGAUGAGCCCGGAGAUAACCGAUCUGAUGGCGGAGGGCAGCAGCGAGGACGAGGCCGGCACGUAUUUCACUCUCAACGAGAUUCUCGAUCAACCCAGUCGAAUACGGGCGCAGCUGGCAGCGGCUGGGCUAUUAUUGCCGAUCACGGAGUUUGAGCCGAACGACGACCGGCGUCUUCACGGCAAGCACUGGCCCUACGGGCGCGGCGUAUACGUCACCACCGCCGGCGAUCUCGCCGCGUGGGUGAACAUUCAGGAUCACCUGAGAAUCAUCUGUCGCACCAAAGAAAAUCGGCCGGGCCUGGUGGGCCGCGCUUACGUCAGAGUAGCCAAACUGAUGAUGAUAUUCGAUCAGAGGCUGAAAUUCAAACGGGACGACAAGCUAGGUUUCUUGACCGCCCGUCCGCAGGCUCUCGGCAACACUCUGAGAUUCUGCCUGAUCAUACGGUUCCCCGAACUCUCGAAGACACCGGACAAUUUGCGGCACUUAUGCGUGGUACGCGGCCUGAACGUGCGCGACACCAUGAAGAGCGACAUGGUGAGGAUCAGCAAUCAACAAUCGCUGGCCAUCACCGAGCUGCAGACCCUCCAGGACUUCUCUAGAGCGGUGCACAAUAUCAUCACGCUGGAGAAGGAAUUGUCGUUAAACAAUUCGAUGAAGAUCGCCAAUCUUAUCACCGGUAUAUUCCGCAAGCGGGCGAACGCAUCGAGGAAUCUCAAGGCGUAGAGGAAUCGAUGGUCACGACUACGAGAGACAAUAACAUUAGAUUUUUAAGCUCUUAAAGACGAUCCGGAAUUCAAUUAUUUUCUGUCUGCUUCGUGAACAAAACCAACAAGCAAAUCACAUUCAGCAAGACAAUUAAACAAGAGUUGUCGAAAAUAAUUUUUAUAAAAUGGAUGCAUUUUAAAUAAUUUAUCGAAGAAAUU